AUGUCCUCGCGACGGGCCCUUAUAAGCAACGAGCGCGGUACUAACUAUCUGAGCCACUACGACAGCACAGUAACCUACGACGACCACUACUGGUACAUCAAGCCGGGCAAAGACGAGAACGCCGGCCUCUACCUUAUCGUAAGCGCCUACACGGGCCGCGCCCUCUGGGCAAACUACCGCAACGGCGCAAACGGCGGAAACGGCGAGUUCCGUCUGCACUCCCCUGCGGGAAAUGGCAAUGUCUUCUCGAGGACUUAUAGUAAGCCUGAACUAGGUUGUUUGUCGGACUCGGACAAGAUCUACGACGACCACUGGUUCACGUUCGAGAUGGAGCCGUUGAAGUUCGCUAGGAUCGAGUAUGACGAGCAGCAUCCGGAGAUCCUUACGUCGCCCCGCUCUAAGGAAAUAGCCUAG
Molecule: messenger RNA, 414 nt
Organism: Alternaria triticimaculans
Lineage: Eukaryota; Fungi; Ascomycota; Dothideomycetes; Pleosporales; Pleosporaceae
Exons: 2
Coding region: 1-414 (137 amino acids)
Source: RefSeq, a predicted model, not a curated record